Messenger RNA from Dreissena polymorpha, 6012 nucleotides. Its product is annotated as ubiquitin carboxyl-terminal hydrolase CYLD-like. Gene Ontology annotation, biological process: protein K63-linked deubiquitination. The transcript has 13 exons. Bases 151 to 2823 code for a protein of 890 amino acids. Gene Ontology annotation, molecular function: cysteine-type deubiquitinase activity; K63-linked deubiquitinase activity. Lineage: Eukaryota; Metazoa; Mollusca; Bivalvia; Myida; Dreissenidae. The record is from RefSeq and is a predicted model, not a curated record. Gene Ontology annotation, cellular component: cytosol.
GUUUGUCCUGAAACUAUCCGAAUACUGUGUAUAAUUUUGGGGUUUUCCCACUAUCCCAGUUUCUAUUACUAAGUCAUGAUCAAGCAAUCAUCAUGAUAUGAUUCGAUAUACUGUGUUGGAUUUUUACUAAAUGUACAUUUAAAACCAAUUAUGACGAGCGAAAAGUUUUGUAUUUUGUUAAGGAAUUGCGUAGGAAAAAAGAAAGAAAAGGGUUUGAUUAAAUCGACGACGUCCAAAGUAGAUAUUUUGCCAGGAAGUUUACUUUUAUUUAUCUUUAACGAUACGGACCAUUCUUCGAAUCAAAAUAUAUGUGUAUUAGAAACUUUAGAUCCGGAAAACAUAGAAGUAAAAUGUAACAAUGAGGAUUUUGAUGGUAUUAGUAAGGAAGAGUAUGAAGUAUUGGUUUCUAUACCAACCUGUAAUGAACGUAUGACAAUUUAUUUAGAUAAGCAUUGGUUACAAGAAGGAUUAGAAUUAAAUGUUAAUGAUUAUGUUUACGUUUAUGAUAAAGCUUCAUCAAAAGACCUCAUAGGAAUAAUAAGGUAUAAAGGAGCGAUUGUUGACCUCAAGGGCAUAUUUUUUGGAGUUGAAUAUAUUUAUGAUAUUGGAAAAGGAAUAAGUGAUGGUGUAUUUCGUAAGCAAAGAUAUUUCACAUGUGCACCAAACUGUGCUGCAUUUGUUGCCCUACACAGAAUUCGAAAAUGCAGUAAACCUCUCCCAACAGAAGAAGCCGUAGAAUUAGUGGGUGCAACUAAUUUUACUAAUAAAUGGAACUUGAAGAUUAAGGAUCGUGUUGUAUGGUAUAGUGAUGACGGUCCUGAAUAUGGAACUGUCAAAUGGAUUGGAUUGCUACCAGACACAAGAUCCAACGAAGAUGUAACAGUAGGAGUGGAGUUUGAUAACCCUGUGGGCUCUGGUACGGGGAAAUACAAGGACCAUCGUCUGUUCACGGCCAAGCAAAAUCAUGCAUCCUUGGUUCCUAUCAUAGGUCUUCUGAAGGCAGAGGAUAUUAGUCCAGGACCACAGUAUGAGCAAGUGGACGAUGAUGUAGAAGAACAAAGAAGGAUAUACGAAGAUUUGAGGCUUUCAAAGGAAAACAGAACAUCAGGAGCAGGAAAUCACUAUCUGUCUAAAGCAAACAGUCCUGAAUAUUUUCCUGUAGCCCAGAAACCGGUCAACCCUCUGUAUGAGUAUAGCCGCUCAGAACAAGAAUAUUUACCAGAGAACCUGGCUCCAAAGGAGACCCUUAUUCAAAAUUCGUCAAAUUCCAGAAAAAUACCAAACAAUUCAAGCCAGCAAGAUACUCAACACGAUCCUGACCUUACAGUGGGGUCACUAGUAGAGGUCAUGUCAAACCGGCCCCUUUAUGGAGUCAUUAAAUGGAUUGGUAAUCUUCCGGAUCAGAAAAAGCCUCAGAAAUUGAUAGCUGGACUGGAAAUGGAGGAUGAGAUUGCUGCAGGCACGGACGGAACCUUCAAGCAGCACCGUCUUUUCACGUGUCCACCGAAGAAAGGGUUCUUCGUUCCUCUCUACAAGUGUCGCAAAGAUAAACGCUUCUUUGACGACCGAGCCAAUCAGAAUCCUUCGGACAGGAGCUUGUACUUUGGUAGCAAUGAGACUCCAGAUUUGGAGGGAUCCGUUUCCCCACCAAGUUCUCUGCAUGACGUGGCCUCGUUCUGUGGGAAGGGGAAGGGCAUACAGGGGCACCACAACUCGUGUUACAUGGACGCCACCUUGUUGGCCAUGUUUUAUUUCACAACUGUGUUUGACACUAUUUUGCAUCGUCCAAAAAAUGCUCAAGAUAUCCCUGAAUAUGGUGAAGUGCAACAGGUGUUAAAGGAAGGAAUUGUAAAUCCACUUCGAAAGCACCAUUAUGUGCGAGCUGACAAGGUGAUGAAGUUGCGACGUCUGUUGGACAAAGUAGGGAAAAUACCAGGAAUGAUGAGUGAAGAGAAAGAUCCAGAAGAAUUCCUGAAUUUAUUAUUUAAUGAAAUUACGCAAGCCGAUCCGUUUUUAAAAAUAUGUACGGAGAACAGAAUAUCUGAGACUGACACCCAGCACACAUACUUCUAUCAGCUUAUCAUGGAGAAAGAUGAGAGAUUGGUUCUACCCACAACCCAGCAACUAUUUGAGCUCUCAUUUCUACAGAUGGGCAUCAAACUGAAAGAGAUCCCUUCCUGCCUGAUUAUCCAGAUGCCAAGGUUUGGAAAGGACUACAAGAUGUACAAGAGGAUAUUGCCAAGUCUGGAGCUAGACAUAACAGAUGUCCUGGAAAAUUCACCACGAGAGUGUAUCAUCUGUGGCGAGCUGGCAGCGUUUGAGUGCAAGGAGUGCUACCAAGUGCAUGGUGCUGGUCUCAAUACAAUAGCAUUUUGUGACGGGUGUAAACAAACUAGUCAUCGUCACAAGCUGCGGGUGAAUCACAAGUGUCGUAUGAUCAACACUCCACAGUGGUAUCGCGAGCAGUACAUAGCCCACAAAACACAGCAAAAACGUCAGCCAAUCCAGCGAGAGAAGAUGGAACUAUUUGCAGUAAUCUGUAUUCAGACUAGUCAUUAUGUUUCCUUCGUCAAGACUGGGAGUGGAAAGAAGGCAAAGUGGAUUUUUUUCGAUUCAAUGGCGGAUAGAAGAGGAGAGCAAAGCGGCUACAAUAUCCCAGAAGUGCAAGAGUGUUGUGAAAUCCCUCUGUGGCUCUCAGAUGAACACUUCUCUGAUAUUAUGAAAAAUCCUGACGAUAAAAACCUUCCGGAACAUAUCAGACGGCUUAUUUGUGACGCAUACAUCUGCAUGUACCAAAGUCCCACUGUGAUGAAAUUUAAUUGAACCCAAAUUGAGGACAUUUGAAGUGAACGUACAUGCACAAACUUGUAAAUGAACGUCAUAAAAAACAGAGUUUGUGGCAACAAGCUUAGCAUGCUUCCAGUAUUUGUGUUGCUUUUCUGGCACUUGAAUGUUUUGAAAUUGACAAUGGUUAGUCUACUAUUUAUAUCUAUCAGGGAAAUUAAGUGAGGAAAGUGAGUCCAUGGUUAUAGGACUUGUUUAACGUUAUAUUUGCACCCUUUGAGGAAACUAAGGUAUAGUGAUUUGAAACUAUCCAUUUGUCAUUAGGCCAGAUUGACCUACAAUAAUUCUGACUACACGUAGUAUGAUGGUUACUUGGGAGGAAAGAUUCCUGUGGAUUUUUAGGUUAUUAAGUUGAAUGUCAAGGUCACUGAGGCUUGUAGCAGAAAUUUGUUUUCCAAAAUAUCUUUAAAAUGCUUUGUCCUAUGAUCAUGCAAAUUAGUAUUGUGGAAAGGAAGACUCAUCAAGUUAAAGGUUAAAGGUCAAGGUCACCUGCAGUCGGUCUCCACACACUUGUUAUAGAAUGCUUUUACCUAUGACCCUUGAAAUCACUUCUAUAGAAAUACGGAUGCCUAUUGAUUAUGGUGUUCAUCUGUCAAAGAUCAAAAUCACAUUUGCUUGUGAAAUUGCUUCACCACAACAUCUGAAGAAUUUUUAUGAUCAUAUAAAUGAGUAUGGAGGUCAGUCUUGACAAACAGUGACUCCUAAUGAUUUUCGAAGUACGAUGUGAAAGGUCAAGAUCACAGGGACACCUUUGCCUCCAGUUGGUUUGGGUCAUACAUGAUAUACAAAGUCUUUUGUUCACAUUUAAGAUGCAUAAAUCUGUGAUAACUAAAGUCUUCUCUUGUUUUGUUAAUCUUAACAUCAUAAGUUACUGUAUUAAUAUCAUAGCUAAAUUAUAUUUCAAGCAUUUGUAUUCCUUUUUUAUAACUUUUUGUUUACACAAGAUGCACAGUUAAGUAUUUACUCUUGUGAUAACACUCAUGCUUGUAACCUGUAGCAUAAUUUUAGACAUGUAAAUUUAAUUGUGGAAGGUACUCCUUUCUUUGUGACGCUUAAGGAAUAUUUAACAAAUUUUAAGGUUGUGUGAAACAAAAACAUAUGGUGUAAAAUUCACUGAUAUUCAUUAGUAUGUAUAUCACAAUUAAAUUUGUAGCAUUUCCAAUACUCUUUUUGAUCAAAAGGAUACUAUGUCUGGUUUGUUCGACGUUGCUUUGCAAUAGUUUAGUGUUAAUUUUGAAUUUUUAGCUCACCUGAGCACAACGUGCUCAUGGUGAGCUUUUGUGAUAGCUUUUUGUUCGUUGUGCGGCGUCAAUAUUUGCCUUGUUAACUCUCUAGAGGCCACAUAUAUUGUCCAAUCUUCAUGAAAUUUGGUCAGAAGAUUGGUUUCAAUGAUAUCUUGGAUGAGUUCGAAAAUGGUUACGUUUGCUUGAAAAAUAUAGCUGCCAAGGGGCAGGGCAUUUUUCCUUAUAUGGCUAUAUAUGGCUAUAGUAAAAUCUUGUUAACACUCUAGAGGCCACAGUUAUUGUCUGAUCUUCAUAAAACUUGGUCAGAAGAUUCAUCCCAAUAAUAUCUUGGACGAGUUCGAAAAUGAUGCCGGUUGGAUGAAAAACAUGGCCGCCAUGGGGCGGGGCAUUUUUCCUAAUAUGGCUAUAGUAAAACCUUGUUAACACUCUAGAGGCCACAUUUAUUUUCCGAUCUUCAUGAAACUUGCUCAGAAGAUUUGUCCCACUGAUAUCUUGGAUGAGUUCAAAAAUGGUAACCUAUGCUUGAAAAACAUGGCUGCAAAGGGGCGGGGCAUUUUUCCUUAUAUGGCUUUAUUUGGCUAUAGUAAAAUCUUGUUAACACUCUAGAGGCCACAUUUAUUGUCCAAUCUUCAUGAAACUUAAUCAGAAGAUUUGUUAUUUGGUCAGAAGAUUGGUCUCAAUGAUAUCUUGGAUGAGUUCGAAAAUAAUUAUGUUUGCUUGAAAAAAAUGGCUUCCAAGGGGCGGGGCAUUUUUCCUUAUAUGGCUAUAGUAAAAUCUUGUUAACACACUAGAGGCCACAUUUACUGUCCGAUCUUCAUGAAACUUGGUCAGAAGAUUCAUCCUGAUAAUAUCUUGGAAGAGUUAAAAAAUGAUGCCUGUUGGUUGAAAAACAUGGCUGCCAGGGGGUGGGGCAUUUUUCCUUAUAUGGCUAUAGUAAAACCUUGUUAACACUCUAGAGGCCACAUUUAUUUUCCGAUCUUCGUGAAGAUUUGUCCCAAUUAUAUCUUGUUAUCUCAGGUGAGCGACUUUGGGACUUUCAGGCCCUCUUGUUUUUUUAUUGCGCUCAGUUUCAGAGAAAACCUGAGCUAUUGUCUUAGCCAGCUUGUUGUGUCGUUCGCUGGCGUCUUUCUAAAACCUUAACAUUGGCUCUAAAAUCAAAGUGCUUCCACCUACAACUUUGAAACUUCAUAUGUAGAUGCACCUUGAUGAGUUCUACACACCACACCCAUUUUUGGGUCAAAGGUUAAGGUCUCAAUGACCUCUGAAAGAAAAAAUCUGACAAGCUUUCUCAGCCGAGCGCGGCACCCGUUAUGCGGUGCUCUAGUUUUCUUGAACAUAAUGAUUAGAUUGUUUUGCAGGCACUGUGCAUAUUUUGUAGGUAAAAUACUCACAAGUAAUGCUAUAGAAAAAGUGUCACAAAUUUAGUCUGCAUACCAUCACAGAAUUAUAUCUCGGAACUCCUUGAAAUAAAACCGCAACCAAACAUAUUGUUAGGAGUCAGCAUUUGUUUUUGAAAGUAAAGCAAACUUUAAAAAAAUCCAAUAAUUCACAGAGCCUUUAAUUGUUUGAUUUCUAAAUCUAAGAGUAUAUUGGUAUGCUAAUCUAAGUCUGUAAUGUACUAUUCUCAUCUGAUUUCAAACUUCAUGAAAUUGUUAUCAGCCAAGUUCAAACAUCUGACAGAACCUCUUUGGUAAAAUAUGGCGCUCUUGUCUUUUUAGCUCACCUGAAAACAAUGUGCUGAUGGGGAGCUUUUGUGAUUACCUUUUAUCAGUCAUAGUGGGUUGUCAACAUUUGCAUUGUGAACUCUUUAGAGGCCAUAUUAAUUGCAAAUCUUCUUAAAAUGAGGUUAGAACAUCCCAAUAAUAUCUGAACCAAUUUCUAGAAUUGAGCAUGUGGGGGUCAAAAACUACUGCACUUGGCAAAA